UCUAACUCUCCGAGCGGCUAUUCGCCAGAACACACCGUUGCGGGAGUCAAAUCGGUUUGCAUCUCUGAUACUCGCGGAUUUCCCAUAUCUGCUUUUGCGACAAGGCUUUUGUUCGAAUUCGACGGAGUGCAAUGCUGCAACAGGUUUCCCCACUGCCCCUCUUUAUCACUCCGGCUUGAGUAUCUAUCUCUACGAAAAGAGGUGUUGAACUCUCUCGAAUCGAUUACGCGACAAUAGUGUUACCGUGGAUUCUAUAACUGAUCAUGGCGGAAGUUUCCUUCAUCGAAGGCUUAUUGACCUUCUGGCAUUCCUAUCGUCUCCCUAUUCUUAUCGCUGUCACUUCAGUCGCCAUCGUUCUGCGAGUCUAUCAGAAGUCUCAACCCAAGUCUAAAGCUGUGUCUGCUUCCUCUAUACCUCCAUCUCCCCGGAGCCAGUCCCCAGACAAAUUCGAGAAAGUCUGCGCCAGCAACAGUGAGAAACUGGUGGUCACGGAGAAAAGCGUUCCAAACUCUGCUGUUGGGAAUGAGUCUGCCCCGAAGGUUGCGUCUGGCCCCAAGAGAGUGUCUGGUAAAAAGCCGCUCAAAGUUGCUGGGCGCGGCCGGGGAUCGGACCAGGGACCUCCAGUGUCUUUCAUUCAGCCUAUCAUAUUCUUUGCCUCGUUAACUGGGACGACGGAAAGAUACGCUCAAGUACUGCUAGAGGACUUGCGGGCUGCAGCCAAGGAGAGAGCCGACCCGGAGAACCGCGACCGUGGCCUUCUUCCUCCUCAAAUCCACGAUCUUUCUUACAUAGACUUCGACGACUACUUCACCACGGCACCAAAGCCUCCAUCCACCUCUCCUGGCACACGCUAUGUAUACUGCUUAUUGAUCCCGACUUACAACAUCGACACGGUCCUCAACACUUUUCUUGGCCAUUUGGACGAAACCCACCAUGACUUCCGCAUUGAUACCUCAUCUUUGUCGACCUUGGCUGGAUAUUCCGUGUUUGGGUUUGGCGAUAAAGAAGGAUGGCCCACGGAAGAAGAAGGAUUUUGCUCGCAGGCCAAAGAGUUGGAUCGAUGGAUGGCUAAGCUUACUGGAAAGAAGAGGGCGUAUCCCUUGGGAUUCGGUGAUGUGAAGAAUGAUGCUGAAUCUGCCUUGAAAGAGUGGUCCCGCGGCUUGCAGGAAAUUUUGUUGGACAUCCUAAACAAUGGUGGUCUUGGUGAAGGCGUUCCGGGUAGUGGCGAUCCGCUUGAGAGUGACGAAGAGGACUUGGACGAUGAAGAGAACGACGGAAAACGCUCCAAACGACGCAAUGGCCAAGAUGUAGUUGACUUGGAGGAUAUCAAGAUGGGCUCCUCCGAUGGUCAGGCGGGAUCCGGUCCUGUACCAGUGGAUUUCACUACUACGGGCAAUUCCGUGGCACCUAGCCAAUCGACUGAGAAGGAAAUGGUUCCCAAGACGUCCCCCACAUACGCGGCACUCACGAAACAAGGUUAUACUAUCGUUGGCUCUCACUCCGGUGUAAAGAUCUGCCGUUGGACUAAGUCCGCGUUGCGUGGUAGAGGUUCGUGUUACAAGUUCUCGUUCUACGGCAUUCGAUCUCAUCUGUGCAUGGAGGCAACUCCUUCGCUUUCCUGCAGCAACAAGUGUAUUUUCUGCUGGCGCCAUGGUACCAAUCCCGUUGGGACUACUUGGCGUUGGAAGGUUGACUCACCCGACCUGAUCUUCCAAGGUGUUAAGGAGGGCCACUACAAGAAGAUUAAGAUGAUGCGUGGCGUUCCUGGUGUACGUGCAGAGCGAUUUGCGGAGGCGAUGCGUAUUCGCCACUGUGCCUUGAGCUUGGUCGGGGAGCCGAUCUUCUACCCUCAUAUCAACGAAUUCUUGGACAUGCUGCAUAACGAGCACAUUUCUAGCUUCCUGGUGUGCAACGCUCAACACCCUGACCAGCUUGAAACCCUACACCGCGUAACUCAGUUGUACGUAUCAAUCGAUGCUAGCAACCGUGAAAGUCUGCGCAAGAUUGACCGCCCGCUUCACCGAGAUUUCUGGGAGCGAUUCCAGCGGUGCCUGGAUAUUCUUCGGGAAAAGCGUCACUUUCAGCGGACUGUCUUCCGUCUCACGUUGGUCAAAGGCUUUAACGUUGACGAUGAGGUGAUUGGCUACGCGAAUCUUGUCGAGAAGGCAUUGCCAUGCUUGAUUGAGAUCAAGGGUGUGACCUACUGUGGUACUAGCACUAGCGCUGGUGCGGGAUUGACUAUGCAAAACGUCCCAUUCUAUGAAGAGAUUCAGGAAUUUGUUCUUGCUCUAGAUAAGGAGCUGCAGGGCCGUGGGUUGGAUUACGGAAUUGCCGCCGAGCAUGCACAUAGCUGUUGUGUGUUGCUUGCCUCGAAGCGUUUCUACGUGAACGGUAAAUGGCAUUCUCGCAUUGAUUACGACCGGUUCUUCGAACUUCUGGAGAAGGAGAAAGCCGACGGUACACCGUUCCGCCCUGAGGACUACAUGAAGGAGACGGAAGAGUGGGCGUUGUGGGGUAACGGUGGCUUCGAUCCGAACGAUGAACGUGUUUAUAGGAAGGGCAAAAAGAAGGCUCUCCAGGCACCGACUGAGUGAUGAAGUGGCCUUUGUCCUUCUCUUUUCUCAAAUCAACCAUGCUCAUUUGGAGCCUAUUCUCACAGCAGUGACUUUGAUGCCAUUAUCUGCUGAUAUCUCCCAACGUUAUGCUGGGUACAAAAGAUCCAUCGAGAGACCGAUAGUCUAGACGGAAGGUUCUGUCUUUUUAUAAGCGGGCCCUGAAAUUUCCUCUUGGGGCAUUUCGCAAGAAAGGGCGGCGACUGGUUUUACAGUCCUAGCGUUUACGAGGAGUGUCUUGAGAUGCGAUUAGAUAUCGCAGAUCAAUGAACGUACGCCCCAGCAUUGGAAGAAAUGGGGCUUGUUUAGUGUAGCAUAUGCGUUGCUAUUCUAUUGACUCUAAAUGAGGAUCAACACUUUAAAACCUGUA
This is a messenger RNA of Aspergillus alliaceus, 2982 nucleotides long. Its product is annotated as flavodoxin and radical SAM domain protein. The transcript has 2 exons. Gene Ontology annotation, molecular function: electron transfer activity; FMN binding; 4 iron, 4 sulfur cluster binding. The record is from RefSeq and is a predicted model, not a curated record. Gene Ontology annotation, biological process: wybutosine biosynthetic process. NCBI's taxonomy places the organism in Eukaryota, Fungi, Ascomycota, Eurotiomycetes, Eurotiales, Aspergillaceae. The coding region runs from base 264 to 2594 and encodes 776 amino acids.